AUGAACCAAUAUGCGACAACCCAUCCAAUGCAGAUGUCGUGUUAUGCGAAUGGUCAAGAUGAAUACGGCUUGAAAAAAAUGUUUGAAACAAAACAACAAACUGAUCAAACAGAUGAAAUCCAUAAAUGUGCUUAUUGUGAAGAAACGAAUGGGUUGGUGAGGUGCUCAUGUGGGAAAUACAUUUGCAAUGGUCCAGUGACAAAUUGCAGUAAAUGUCAAAUACUUAUUCACACAUCUAAUUGCAACCAUUAUGCAUAUUAUAUUGGAAACAUAAAAAUUGAAUGUUAUAAAUGUAAAGAAAGUAACAUUUUUGUUAUUCGCUAUCGACGUGAAGAAUUGAAAUUUUACUGCAAAGAAUGUAUCCCUCCAAACAAAGAAUAUUUAUAUAAAGAAUGUGUCGCCAAACAAGGCGUUUUUAGUCUGAACAAUUAUAGUAAUUUUGGUACUUCAAUUCGCAGUAUUUCUUUGGAUAAAAUUAACUCGAUUGAUCAAGUUGAACGUUUUUCAAUAUCAAAUAUAGUACACGUGAAACAAGUGUAUAAUGGGCAAACCGACUAUAUCAACACAUAUCAAACACUUUACAACUAUGAGGAGGGUGUUCAAUAUUGGGAAGAAUAUACUUACAAAAAAAUGGUCACUUUCAGAAAAGAAAAGGGGAAGACAUAUGUUACUAUUAAACACGACAAAAAGGAAAAAUACCCCCGAGUGGGAUGUCAAGUCUAUUUAGUUGAAAAGGGGAAUAAAGCAAUUUUGAACAAAGAAACUGAACAAUAUAUUACCAAUUGUGCAGACAAACUAUUCAAGGAUUGUUCUUUUGUUGUUAAAGGAACUGUUCACUGUUCAGACCAAAAGAAAACAGAGCUUGUGAUGACAGAAACUGUGAUCAGUGAUAAACUCCCAAUUGAAAAGCAAACAAUACCACAGCGACUUUUUAAUACUUUGACUGAUUCCACACAACUAUUUAGACUGUAUGUAUGGACUAACCAAUCCAACGGAAACGUCAUUACAAGAAGUUUCGACUUUUUAAGUAAAUAUGAACACUCUGAUGACUAUUAUAAUACUUUGUUUGGGUCUACCCCUCUUACACAACAGUUCUAUUAUAAUAAUAGUUAUAUUAAUCCACCACAUUUGAAUUGCCCAGUUCAUUUAAAUCUAAGUCAAAUCGCAGCAGUUUUAAAAACACCUUCACAAAGAUUCAAAAGAGGACACAAACACAAAAGAUCACAGGUGGAUUACAACUCUUUUGAAGAUGAAGACAAGAAAUUUUAUGUCACUGCUUCGAGUAAUAAUGCGGUGAAUGUUCUUACUGAGCGUCUUGUGGAUUAUAAAGUUAAUGUUUUUCGAAUUGCCGCAAAUGAUAAAUAUGAAGAUCUGAGCGACAAAGUCAGAGAAGUAUCUUUGAUAUACAAAGCGUAUGAAUAUGCGAAGAAUGUUCGUCUUGUUGACAUAGAAAAAAUUUUGAAGAAGAAAAUCGACUCGUUUUUUACUGAAAAAGAGAGAAUUAAAAUUAAUGAUAUGGAGCUUAAUUACAAUAAAGAUCUGACAUUAAAAAUGCAUUUCAAAACAUUUGAAAAAUACUUUAAAGUUACUGAAAAGGAUCUUUUUCAAAGAAAACAACUUUCUUUAAAUAAAACGGAGACUUCACAAAUGAAUGAUUUCAUGAAAAACAAUUUAAAGAAUAUAACAAUGAAUUGUGAUGUGAUUGCAGCAACUUUGACUAAAAGUCUUUCUGGUGUUAAAUUUUGGUGUGCUUUAAUAGACGAAGCGGCACAAUCGAUUGAGCCCGAAACUUUCAGUGCUUUUGCCAAAGUUAAUAAAAUAGUGAUGAUAGGAGAUAUCCAACAACUUCCACCAACCAUACUUUCAGAUGAAGCAAAAGAAGGAGGUCUUGAAAAGUCGAUGUUUGAAAGACUCUUGUUGAAUAAAGUGCCAUAUGUAUUAUUAAAUACACAAUAUCUAAUGCACCCCGCUAUUUCAAAGUUCUCAAAUGAAUUUUUUUACAGAGGAAAACUCAAUGAUGGGGUGACUGCAAACGAGAGAAGUGACAAUCGAAUCAACAAAAUAUUCUCAAAGAAAGAGUUUCCAGUGAUGUUUGUGCAUUGCAAAGGAGAUGAAGGUUAUGGCUCCAGUGGGAAAAGUUAUGGCAAUGACGCAGAAAAAGAAGUUGUCAAAUUUUUAGUUGAAAAAUAUAACAAGGAAGGAAUCAACGACGAAGAAAUUGGAAUUAUAUCCCCAUACUCUACCCAAAGGGAUUUACUUGGAGAACAACAUAAAACAAUUCAAGUAGCAAGUGUGGAUGGAUUCCAAGGAAACGAGAAAGAAUUUAUUAUUAUAUCAUGUGUCAGAUCAAACUCUAAAGGAGGUAUCGGAUUUCUAGCCGAUCAUAGAAGACUUAAUGUGGCUUUGACAAGAGCAAGGAAAGGGCUUGUAAUGGUGGGAGACGCAUACACUUUGCGUCAUAAUUGUAUUUUUGUAAAUUUCAUGAAGAUGGUGUACGAUGAAAAAAAUUUUAUGAGUCUAAAAAGUCAUUAUUCGAAAAAACAAAAAGUGAACACAUUGAAGUUACAAAACUAUGUGAUCGAAGAAAUAAAAAACGCUCAAAAGACUCAAGUUCCAAAUAUGGUGUGUUAUGAAAGUAUUGAAAAUAUAAAUACUAUUCAUCAAAAGACUAAACCCGUAAAAAAUGAAAACUUAAACGAAACAGAGUCUGUUACGGAAUUUGUAACAACAAACAGUGAUUAUUAUAAUCAGCUAUAUUAUGAUGACUGUAUAUGUAAUACUACAGAAUUGACACCUCUAUACCAAAACGGUGUGAGACAAGUGCAAGGCACAAAUAAACCAUUAUCUUCAGAACAACAAAUUUAUUUUGAAGAUGAUUAUGACUAUAGAAUAACAGAAGAAAAAAGAUUACAUUUGAUUGAAUACGAAGAAAGACAACAAAAACAACAAAAAGAAGAAGAAGAAAAAAGAUUACGUUUAAUUGAAUACGAAGAAAGACAACAACAAAAUCUAUAUGGACAACAAGAAUUAGUAAAUCAAAGGAUAUAUAAAUUGGCAAACCAACAAGAAACCUUUCGAAUCCAAAAUCAAUACCAACGAAACGAAUUCAAAACGUCAAAUUAUAGUCAACCUGAAACAAAGGGUGUGUUUAUGUCGCGUUUGAAAACUUUUAAAUUUUUAAGUAAAAAUAAAAAUAUAAAAACAAGACUUUAUACAAUUCUAAAAUUCAGUUGGUAUUAG
Entamoeba invadens IP1 is the source of this 3240-nucleotide messenger RNA. RefSeq lists its product as hypothetical. Bases 1 to 3240 code for a protein of 1079 amino acids. Gene Ontology annotation, biological process: nuclear-transcribed mRNA catabolic process, nonsense-mediated decay. Gene Ontology annotation, molecular function: ATP binding; RNA binding; RNA helicase activity. The record is from RefSeq and is a predicted model, not a curated record. Lineage: Eukaryota; Evosea; Mastigamoebida; Endamoebidae. The transcript has 3 exons. Gene Ontology annotation, cellular component: cytoplasm.